GUUGGCGUGGUCCUCGCGUCGCUCAUGGGCGAUCAGCGGCUGCAGGACACCCUGCUCAUGGUCUUCAGCGGGGAGCGCUUCAAGCGCUUGCUGGACUGCUCCCUCAACAGCCUCAACGAGGACGUGAACAGCUUCACGAGGGACCUGCCCAACCUCGAGAAGAGCCUGUUCAACGCGGGGUACCGCUCGUCAGAGGAGUACGUGGGCUGGAAGUCCCGCGCGUUCAACAAGCUGGCAACGUCCAAGGUCAUUCAGGGGAAGGUCAAGCGGCAAAAGUUGUAGUACUACAGAACGCGCGUGGUACUGUGUGUGUUGUGUGUGUUUACGUCCUAUUAAUUAUGGCGACAGUCCCCCCAUUUUUCGUGGUGAGACGUGUACUACACUUUUAGCGUAUUUUUUCGUACAACUACAACCAUCCAGGGUCACACAGGAGGGGGUAAACACGAGGGCUUUUUUCUUUUUUUCUUUUUUUUCAUGCCCCACUUUCCUCCUGCGUUGCGUGCUGAAUUUGUUUUUAUCGCGAGAAGGGUCCAGCCGUCCCUUUCCCUCGUCAAUGGUGCUAACGUCGAAGUUUGGUAAUCAUGAGAGCUUGUCAGCUAUAAUUCGCUUUCAACCGCACAUUUCGUAAAUUUUUCACCCCAUGGGGAUUCGCACUCACGACCUUUGCGACUGGCGGAUUACGAGGAUACCACUAGACCACCGGGGCGACCGGGUACUGCGUUGCGUCGAGCACACGUGUGCGUGUUUGGUUGAGUGUAUUCCAACGUGAUUUUCGAAGAAAGGAGACAGCGCGGAGUGCGUGUGGUAACAUGACGUUUGCACCCAGAGCGAGAGAGAAAGAGGACUGAGACGGAGAGAGAGAGAGAGAGAGGCCGAUACAGCUUGAAGAAGGCAACGCGGCUGGCGUGGACAAGCACAAGCAGUUUUGUAUGAUUCUCUGUUGUAUCGAUGUUGCUUCGUUUGUCGUGGUGUCUUCGUGCGUGUUGGCGGGCACCAGGGUCGCUGUCGGCGGCUUUUAUUUGGAAAUAACACCGGUGGUUUUGUCUGUGAGUUUACCUCCUUACAUUGCGAAGGAGGUCUCAUGCUUUCGAGACAUGGAAACAAUGCUUCGGGACUUUGCACCUGUAGGUGCGUGCGGUGAAUCGGCGCGCCGUUGGAUUGCUCAUUUCCCUCUACCAUCGCAGUGGCUACGUUGCGAAAGCCGCGCCCGUCUUCUCGCAACAGCUAGAUGGUUUAUAUCCAGGACGGUACGUCUCAACUCUUAUUUUGACAUGUGGAUUAUUGUCCGCCUUAGAUCACAGGGGGGGGGUGCAUUGGCAGUACGGUUUGUGGGUUGUGGGUGGGUUGCUGUUGUACAUUAUGGAUAGGUGUAAGUCGUACUGGGGUGAGACGAAGGUUAUUCCUCCGCCUGGUUUCAAAGAAACAUUUUCUUCCCCUACCCCUCGUCUUCUCUAUGGAUCGAUUGCAUUGUCGACCUCUUUUAGAGUAUUGAUGUUCUCCGCUGAACGGGUUUCUCUAAAAUGGUUUCCCUCCGGUGUCUCCCACACGCUCAAUCUGUCGGUCUGGGGUCGGGUUGACAGACAGGUAGACUGCGGGCAUAUAAUGUUGUGUUUCACACGUGUGAUCAUUUUUUGGUGCGCUCUGUUCUCGAUAGCUGGAGCGAGGAAAAUGUCGAUGCCAAUACUCUGCUGUUUGGCUUCAGGCUCCUUCUGUGCUAUCGAAACGUCCGACUAAGAAACGUUGGACCCGUGCAUAUCACGGAACUCCGCGGUAUAUACUCGACAAGGGGUCAAUUACACGGAGUACGCUACCGGUGGAUAAACAUAGACAGGCCCACAGAAUUCGGUAGGAGAAGUAGACACAUGUUUUCGAAAGAGUCAAGAGUUGCC
This is a messenger RNA of Ectocarpus sp. CCAP 1310/34, 1889 nucleotides long. The record is from the annotation of a GenBank genome assembly. NCBI's taxonomy places the organism in Eukaryota, Phaeophyceae, Ectocarpales, Ectocarpaceae.